GGCAAAAUGAGCCUGCUGUCAGCCAUAGAUACCACUGCUUCAGUCUACCAGCCUGCCCAGCUCCUCAACUGGGUCUAUCUUUCCCUGCAAGACACUCAUCAAGCCAGUGCCUUUGAUGCCUUCAGACCAGAGUCCAGCAAUGCCUCCCACCCUGAUCUGAACAGCUACUCCAAGAGCCCCCCAGAUCUCAACUCUUCCAUCCACUCCAGCUAUCUCAGCAACUUCCUGCAGCUCCAGAGGACUGAGGCACUGGGUAACAGCCUUUACAAGAGUGCAUCUCCUUAUGGCUCCUUGAACAACAUCGUGGAUGGGCUGAGCUCUUUAACAGAACACUUCUCAGAAAUCUCACUCUCCACCGAGAACAGAAAACCCAGCAAGCGCCCCCCUCCUAACUACCUGUGCCACCUCUGCUUCAACAAAGGUCAUUACAUCAAGGACUGUCCACAGGCUCGUCCAAAGGGUGAAGGUCUAACCCCAUAUCAAGGCAAGAAACGAUGUUUCGGGGAAUACAAAUGUCCGAAGUGCAAACGGAAAUGGAUGAGUGGGAACUCCUGGGCCAACAUGGGACAAGAGUGUAUAAAGUGCCACAUCAAUGUCUACCCCCAUAAACAGCGACCUUUGGAAAAACCUGACGGUCUUGAUGUGUCUGAUCAAAGUAAGGAGCACCCCCAGCAUUUGUGUGAGAAGUGCAAAGUUCUGGGGUAUUACUGUCGUCGUGUCCAAUAA
Molecule: messenger RNA, 726 nt
Organism: Nanorana parkeri
Lineage: Eukaryota; Metazoa; Chordata; Amphibia; Anura; Dicroglossidae
Gene: ZCCHC24
Product: zinc finger CCHC-type containing 24
Exons: 4
Coding region: 7-726 (239 amino acids)
Molecular function (GO): nucleic acid binding; zinc ion binding
Source: RefSeq, a predicted model, not a curated record